UCGACACCUUUGCACUGGGCUGCGAGGCAAGGACAUGUGCUAAUGGUUGCAUUUCUGGUGACAAACGGUGCUCAAGUGGAAAAACGGGAUGUAGAAGGAUUUACUCCCUUACAUGUAGCAGCUCAGUUUGGUGCAACUCCUGUGGUCGGCUAUCUCGUAGCCCGUGGACAAUCUGUAGAUGCUCCCGAUGAAUCGAGGAUCACGCCGGCUAUGUGGGCAGCAGCCAAAGUGAGGCAGUUGAUUCUGAGAACCGACUGCGACCUAUCUGCAACAAAUCGAGACAAUGAAACAGCACUUGACAUUGCUGUACGUCGUGGAGAUACCGUACUCAUAUCCAGAAUGGAACUGGCAGCUAGACGGAAAGGACUAAUGAAUUCCACUUGGCGACAGAAAAUUACCGAAAAUAAGGUGCGUAGUUCUGGUCAUAUCAUCCUGCAACUUUAA
Molecule: messenger RNA, 444 nt
Organism: Strongylus vulgaris
Lineage: Eukaryota; Metazoa; Nematoda; Chromadorea; Rhabditida; Strongylidae
Source: the annotation of a GenBank genome assembly